AGGCGGGGCUGGCUGGCUGGCGGCAGAGGCUCCUUCGGCGGUCCGCCCUGGCCCGCCUCCUCCUUCCUCCUCCCGCCGCUCUCCCUCUUCUAGCUCCAGCCAUCGCAGCCGCCGCGCCGUCCUCCCCGUCGUCUCCAUCCUCCUCCGGCGCGCCACGAUGUGGCUCACCUCGGCGCUGGCGCUGGCCGCCGCCGGCUUGCUGGGGCUGCUGCUGGCCGUGCUGCCCGGCCGUCUGCGGCCGCUCGCCUUGGCCGACUUGGCCUUCCUGGUGCGCGCCUGGCGCUGCCGCCGACGGCUCCUGCACGGCAAGGCGGGCGCGCUCAGCCUGGCGCAGCGCUUCGGGCGCCUGUGCCGAGCGCGGCCCCAGCGCGUCUUCCUGCGCUUCGAGGAGCGCAGCUUCACCUACGGCCAAGCCGAGCGCCAGAGCAACCGCGUGGCCAACGCGCUGCUCCGCUUGCCCGACGGGCAGCCGCCGCUCCUGCCCGGCCAGACGGUGGCGCUCUUGGUGGGCAACGAACCCACCUUCAUCUGGGCCUGGAUCGGCUUGGCCAAGCUGGGCGUCGUGCCGGCUUUCCUGGGCACCGCGCUCCGCCGAGGGGCGCUGCUCCACUGCGUGCGCACUUGCGGCGCCAGGGCGGUCCUGGUGGCGCACGGUGAGUUGCAUACCCCCCCACUCCCCACCCCGUCGCGAUUUGUUCUUUCGGGUCUGUAAAAGGGACUUGGCGAACUUUGGGGGUCUGCAGAGGCUGAGAUCCAAGGCUCGCGUUACUUGGGAGUAAACCCCUAUUAGGGAACGUAGGGAGGGCUAAGUACUCUCUUCCCAAAACAGACCGCUGCUCCGUGGGAAGGUAGGAAGCUGCCUUAGACUGAAUCAGACCCAUUGUGGUCUAUCUAGCUCAGUACUGUAGACACGGACUGGCAGCAGCUUUCAGGCUGUCGUCUCAAGGGGGGUUCAAGGGGAGGGAGUGAUUCCCCUGGAGAUGCUGGGAAUUGAAUUCAGGAUCAUUCUGCAUGCAGGGCAGAUGACCCACCAUUGUGCAGCGCCCCUUCCUCAUUGAGAAUAGCAGGAUCGACUUCUCUGCAUGUUUGUGCAGGGUCACGCUAAACAUGGGCUUGCUUGCCUGUUAGUGGGUUUUAACCUGGUUUCGGGCUAUCUAUUGGUUGUGUCUCCUGGUUCAAAGCCCCCUGUAGCAACCAGAGGUGCGGUGGGCAGCUACUUCCAGGGGCAAAUCCUUAUUAUUUACCUAUUCAAUUUCUAUUCCACCCUUCAUUCAAAGAUCGCAGGGCGGUUCACAACAUAGCAAUACAAAAACGUUUAAAUCCUCUGUUUCUGUGUUUGGAAUGUCUGAAGUGUUCCAGUCGCUGUUGGAUGGUUUCUUUAAAUUUUAGGUUUCGUUAUUGUUCCACAAGUAUGUCUUUAAGGGCCAGAGCAAAUAACAUGACCCGGUUUUACAGCUGUGAAGCAGCAUAGCAGGUGCUGUUAAGUUGGGUUAAUGAAGCUGUUGGGUAUAGUAUAUAAAGAGCAGCAUAUAACUCUCUCAGUACCCUGGUGGAUGGGUCACACUUAUUGAUAUAAUGUAAUUUAGUGUAAAAGGAGUUUUUGUUAUUUGUUAUUAAACCAAGCAAAAGUUACUUUUGCGUUUCUUGAAUGUGUGGUCUCCCCUGCACGCUUUCUGCAGCCCAACUAAUCUGCGAAAAAGCCAACAGUCGCAUCGGUUUCAGAAUUGCACACAUACACACUGAAAGGAAAUGAGCCCAGAGCAGCUACUCUUACAGAGACGUGGCAGGCACCCUCUUUGGAGAACAAGUACUCUUUUUUCGCUCUUGCCUUAAGAACGAGAGAAUAUUCUAACUGUGUGUACAGAGAGAGCGCAAUUACCUCCUGUUUUUCUCCUCUACCCUGGUAGAGGCUGUUUGGAAGAAGGUGAGCAGCAACUCAAACAGAGAUAGGAUAGUCAGCCUCCUCUGACAGCAGGCCAUUGUGCUGCGUCUCUGAAUUUGGAAUGGCUGGACCGCUGCAGAGAUGUGGUAGCUUUAGCUGUCCCUGAUAGGACCUGAUUGCAAGGAGGCGAGCCCAGCACAGGGACUCAAGCAGAGCUGCAACAGGCAGCCUCAUCGUGGCUGUUUCACCGGUCUUUCCAUUGCUAAGGGUGAUAGAAUGUGCUGAUUAUUCAGGAAUACAGCCAAAUCAGUCCUGGGCGGCUGUGUCACCUCUACGCCCCCAACCCAGGGCGCAAUGCAACCAGUUUGGCGACAUUCUGCCCCAUAGCAAGGAGAAUUUGUCACUCUUUGCUUUUCUGUAGGGUGCUGGGUGCGUUGCUCUCUUCUCUAAUGCUAGCAUGUUGAAUGGAAAAAAAAGAGUCAGUAAUUAUAUGUGAUCCCUGAUUGGCUGGGAUAUGUGUCUAGGAGAGGGGCAGAGAACCUGUGGCCUCCCAGAUGUUGCUGGACUCCAACUCCCAUCAUGCUUGAUAGUUGGCCAUGAUGGCUGAUGGGACUUGGAGUCCCAACAGCCCUUGGAGGGCCACAGGUCCCCCAUAUCAGGUCCUACUGAGGGCCUUCUUGGUAGUGGCACCCACCCUUUUGAAUGCCCUCCCAUCUGAUGUCAAGCAGAUAAGCAACAAUACAGUGGAACCUUGGUUCUCAAACAGCUUAGUUGACCUACAAAUCGGCUCCCGAAAACACGAAGAAAGUGUUCUAGUUUUCGAAAGUUUUUUGGAAGCCAAACGUCCGAUGCGUCUUGGUUUUCGAACGGUUUUGGGAUUUGGACGGACUCCAGGAACAGAUUACGUUCGAGAACCAAGGUUCCAGUGUACAACCUUUAGAUGACAUCUGAAGGCAGCCCUGUAUAUCGAAGUUUUUAAACGUUUAACGUUUUAUUAUGAUUUUAUAUGUGUUGGAAGCCACCCAGUGUGGCUGGGGCAACACAGUCAGAUGGGCAGGGUACAAAUAAAAUCAUUACUUAUAAAGGUAAUGAUAAUGAUAAUAAUAUCUGCUUUAGGAGAUGGGUCUCCUUCUUUUUUAUUGCACGCAAACAGUGGGCACAUUUAGUGAUUAUUUCUGAUCAUCCGCUAAGAAAAUAUAAACAUUCCCUACAGGAUGGUUAGCUAAAGAGAACUUCCAGAUGCUGAGGGUGUCUAACUUAGAAUAGCAGUUGUUGGCCGUGCCUUAGUGCCCUUCCCAUUAGGGCAUCUGGCUGAUAACUGGGUGAGACAAGAGGCUGGACUGGGCAAGGCACAAACAGCCAUCGCCAUUAGGAAUGGAGCCUCCCUGUUCAGACCCAGUUUAUCUCUGAAUGCCAGACACCAGGAACACACAACAAGCGAGGGCUGUGCUUCUAGGCUUCCUGGCUGCUGCUCACUGUUGGAGACAGGAGGCUGGUCUUUGCUCUGAUCCAGGGAGGCAUCACUGAUAAUGGAUUAGAUACGAGCAGCUAGCCAUCAUGAUAGCUGAGAAGAGUGGAGCCUCCAGAGGCAGUGUACCUUUGAGUCCAGACACUGGAGGGCAGAGAGCAGGGAAGGAUAUUAUUAUUAUUAUUAUUAUUAUUAUUAUUAUAUUGUAAUUAUCAUUAUAAUUAUUUUUUACCCUUUAUCCCAGGGCAGGUUGCAUCAACGAGAGUGGUGCAGUUCCAAAUAAAUUUGGGUUAAUUUGCAGCUUUAAAGGCAGGGCCACAAUAAAUACCUUUCAGCUAUCAAAACGCCUCCACGCCCUGUUUGUGGGGUUCCUUGGAGCCUCUGGCCAGGGAUUUGGGGGGCGGGGGGAGGAACAGGAUGCAAGACGCCACGGACUUUUUAUUUUUAUCUAGCAGGGCUCUUUAUUUACAGUGUUGGUCUCUUCCGAGAGCAGCUUGCAAAAGUCAGCGAUAAGAACGUUCCGGCCCUCGGGUUUCCACACCAAGAGCCACGGCACAAAAGGAAAACGGGUUUGGGAGGGGGAAGGAAAAAAGAAAUCUCAGACCCAGUUUGAUUUGGUUGGAAUUAAUUUUAUAAUGAAAUGAUUUUAGAAUGUUUUAUCGUUUUACUGUUGUUAGCUGCUCUGAGCCCGGGUUCGGCUGGGGAGGGUGGGAUAUAAAUAAAAUUUUUUAUUAUUAUUAUUAGCUGUGGAGUUCUUGUCAAUAAUAGCUGAAAGGGGGAAGAAAAAAGAUUUCAAGGAGAGGAGGAGCCAAAGGUUGCUGGUCUUUUGGCAGAGGCCCUGCGGUCCAGUCUCUUCCUCUCCUAUAUAGCCUGAUGGAAUGGCUGCUGAUCCGAGUUGAGGGGCACAGCCUGAUGGAAAUAAUCGCUUAACCCUAACCCUCCCAAGGGCUGUUUCCCAACUAAGUUCUACUCGGAUUCAACCCGCUGAAUUCAUCCAAGUCAGGCAUAUUGAUUAAUUUCAGUGGGUCGACUCUGAGAUUGGAUUAUAUGUGCAUAAAAUUGGAUUACACAUAGAGAUAUACAUACUGCUAGGGGGUGGCCAACUCCCGAGAGACUGCGAUCUACUCACAGAAUUAAAAACUGGCAGUGAUCUACUCCCCUUUUUGAGGGGUUCAGGUCACAGUUUCUGAGGUUUUUUUUAGGGAGGAGAAAAGCCCUGAUUUUUGAGAAUUCAAAGGAGAAAGGGGAACAUCCACUCAUCAACAGAUCGCUGCGGAAACUCACAGCCUCGGUGAGUUAACUCCAUCGUCAAACAAUGGAGGGCGGGGCAAGGGGGCAGGCUGGAUUCUAUUUUAUUAACGCUAAGGAAAGAGACCCAGCAAUCGACCGCGAUCUACCAAAACCUCCCGGGGAUCAAACAGUAGAUCGCAAUUGACCUGUUGAACAUCCCUGUGCUAGAUAAAUAGAUAUGGCUAUAGGAGCCGCUACUCCUAAAUUUUUUUUAAGUGGCCUUAAAACUCUGGAAGGUUUCCCGCGCCUGUAAAUUUCAUCCGCUUUGGCCCAAAAUAACAGCUUUUACACUACCCGAAAUUCUGAAUGGGGACUCCAGAGUUUUAUACAGAGGGUCAUUCUCCAGUUAACUUCUGCUCAGAGCAAGCCCAUUUAAAUGAAUUCAUCUAAGUUAGUCCUGUCCAUUAAUUGUAACGGUUCUACUCUGAGUAGGGCUAAUGUUGGAUGCAACAACAACAGAUGUUGUUGGACUGGUUUCUUUGUAGCUGACGCCGGUUGUGAAGUUGUUCACCAUAGUUCCUUCUGUAACAAUUACAGAGUUAAGAGGGACAGUUAGCCUCCCACCCCCCCUUUUCGUAUCUGCACAUGGGGAAAUUCUCUGUUCCAAGAUGUGUCUCCAGGCUCAUAGCAAAUACAUUUCCUUAACUUAAACACCACAGAAAAGAAGAUAAAAUGAGGUUACAGCAUAAAAACUUUGCAAAGUGCUAGCUUUGCAAAUCUAAAAUGUUGAUAUGGUGUUUUUGACCUAUAAUCAGCUGGUAUUGAUUAUUGAUGCGGUGCUGAGAAACCCUAAUCAAAUCAUAAUUAGCUGAAUCAGCAAGGCUAGAGUUUGGUAGCAGACCAAAGGUCAUAUGUAUCUCCAAACUGGGGGGAGAUGCUCAAGAAACUAAUGUUUAUAUCCAUUUUUGAAAGGGAUAGGUUAGAAUUCAAUGAUCAAACAAGACUAUGUCCCACAAAAUAUUCAGUUUCAUGUAGGGACUUGAUAAAUCAUACACCCCAGAUGCAUCAAUGCCUGCCAUAAUUAAAUAAUUUUAAUAAAACCACAUCAAUUACAAACAAUUGCCUUAAAAAUAAGAAGUGUAUUUGGAUAGAAGUUGCACAGGCCUAAAUUAUAUGAGAAUGUGUUUGGCUUGCAUCUGAACAUACGUAAAGCAUCCAUGUUAAAAAUAGCCUCCGCUGUGAACACGGCUUGCUUAACAAGAAGGGACUGAUUGAGUCAGGCCAACUCAAGGUUUUCUUUUUAUAAUGGGAGAGAUAAAGGUAUCGGUUCGAGAUAGGGAGUGGGGAGUUGUGGCCUUCCAGUGUGGUAUUCAAGUUUGGCCUGUCUCCGAAGGACGUUGCCAUCAUAAAAAGAUGCCUUUUAUUCCCAUUUUAAUAAAUGGGCUGUGUUGGAGUAAGGCAAAUCGGCUUAUGGGGCCUGUUUCGGUGUGUCUGAAACGGAGCAGAAUGGGUGCAGAAGGGAGAAUAUUUGCCACAGAUGCUGCUGGGAUCACAAGUUGCUUUUGAACUCGGGUCCUGCUACGGGUUUCCCAUUAGGGCACCCGGUCGGCCACUGUGAAAACAGGAUAAUAGAAUCAUAAGAGGCGGAAGGGACCCCGAGGGUCAUCUAGUCCAACCCCCUGUAAUGCAGGAAUCUUUUGCCCAACGUGGGGCUCAAACCAACAACCCUGAGAUUAAGAGUUGUGCUCUACCGACUGAGCUAUGUUGCAGGUAUUUUGUGGUUUUAGAUCUUGAUUUUAUUCUGUGAACCGCCAUGAGUCGCCCAGGUACAGGACGCUGUAUAAAUUCAAGAAACAACAACAACGACUGGAUAGGCCCCCUUUGGCCGGCUCCAGCAGACUCUUCUGAAGGUGCCGGAAACCACCUCAGGGUGGCUUUCAAAGACGACUAGUCAAAUUCAUGGAAGGGAGGCCUCGCCGGAGGCAAAAUGGCUGCCUAGAACCUCCAGCUUCAGAGCAAGUCUACCUCAGUAUGAGUGGCUGGGGGCCGCAGGUGGGGAGAUUUACUGUUGCGCUCAGGUCUUCCUUGUGGACUUGCCAGAAGGAGAGCAGGAUGGGUCCUGUUUGGCCGGAUCCUGCAGCCUGCUCUUUUGCAUGCUUCAGAUGCGCUCUCGAGGGAUAAUAAGGGGAUUCAACAACAACAACAAACCACUUCCUCCUUUGUCGGUCCUCCUGCAGCGUGAGAAGACUCCCAAGGCUGCUUUUUGAACCACUAAUUAAUACCCCAACCUGAACCAAAGCCUGCUUCCCACAUCGCAGGGAACUGGGAGGCCUUUGUGGGGAUUAACGCAUCGCUGCUGCUGCUGCCUGCCGGGUUGAUUCAAUUUGCGGAGGGCUGUCGUCAUCUUUGGGGUGGGGGCAGGGGCGGCAGCGGAGACAAAAGGCCGGAGAAUGGACCUUCCCCGUGCGUGACUAAUGGCUGCGUUCUCCGGCUAGCGAGGGAGGUGGGAGUGGGAUCGCGGAAGCCAGCCCAGAUUGCCCUCGCUCUCAGUGGGGAAACUGAGGUUAGCUGGCCGUAUAGAACGCUGGCUUCUGCUGAGCCAGACUUUUGAUCCGGCUAGCUCAAUAUAGCCUGCACUGAUUGGCAGCGGCUCUGCAGGCAGGAGACACCAAUGCUACUUGGAGAUGGUGGGAAUCGAACGUGGGACCUUGGGCAUGCGAAUCUGGUGCUCUUUUUAAUAAUAAUAAUAAUAAUAAUAAUAAUUUUUUAUUUAUACCCCACACUCCCCAGCCAAGGCCGGGCUCAGGGCGGCUAACAAGCAAUAAUAAAAACAAGUUGAAUGAAAAACAUGAUUAAAAUACAACAAUUAAAAUAUUGAAACAUUAAAAUAUUAAAAUGCAGCCUCAUCACAGGAGGAGAAAGGAAAAAGAAAAAAGAAAGAGGGGGAGGGAAUCAAAUUGAUUCCAAGCCAAAGGCCAGGCGGAACAACUCUGUCUUACAGGCCCUGCGGAAUGAAAUCCGAUCCUGCAGGGCCCUGGUCUCAUGAGACAGAGCGUUCCACCAGGCCGGAGCCAGUGUUGAAAAGGCCCUGGCUUUGGUUGAAGCCAGUCUAACUUCCUUAGGGCCUGGGACCACUAGGGUGUUGUUAUUUAUGGACCUUGAGGCUCUCCGUGGGGCAUACCAGGAGAGGCAGUCCCGUAGGUACGAGGGUCCUAGGCCGUGAAGGGCUUGAAAGGUCAAAACCAGCACCUUGAACCUGACCCUGUACUCCACCGGGAGCCAGUGCAGCUGGAAAAGCACUGGGUGAAUAUGCUCCCAUGGCAGAGACCCCGUGAGGAGCCUCGCUGCUGCAUUCUGCACCCGCUGGAGUUUCUGGGACGGCUUCAAGGGCAGCCCCGCGUAGAGCGAAUUACAGUAGUCAAGCCUGGAGGUGACCGUCGCGUGGAUCACUGUGGCCAGGUGAUAAAUAAAUAAAUAUUAAAGAUAAAAACAGCUACACGCAAUCGGAGAGUCCUCUCCGAAUGCACUGCAGAACCUCGUCGGAAGUGUAUAUGCUGAAAUCAUCACAAUCUUAACAAACACGAAAGGAUGCCCGAUAAUCUCUAUCGCUUGGACUGUUUUCCUCAAAUGAAAAGAUAUAUUGUAUCCGCAGCGGCGAUGCUCUACAGGGUUUAUACAAAGGCAGGAGGGAAGAACAACAAAUACUAAUUGAAAUGUGUGCUUUACGCAUGCCAAACUCUGCUGUAGACCAUAGGCACCGUUCUGCCAUAUGCCUCAUUAUUUGUAUAAUCUAUAAAGUCGCCCCAGACUUCCCUAAAAGUUACCAUAUUUUCCCCGUCCUCUUGCUACCUGCAAUUUCCAUGUCGGUUUCCCCAACAAUGGUUAUGGUAAAGUCGUGGGGUUUAAACUGAAUUUAAACAAGACAAAACUAUUAGUUAAAAAUCUGUUGCCAGAUGAAAAAAUAAUACAAAUUAAAAUCUACCCCAAAAUUACGUAAGUAUUUAGGAGUAUGGAUAACACCAAAGAAUAUUAACUUAUAUGAAGAUAAUUAUACCAAUUGUUGGAAAGAUAUCAAAAGACAGUUGGAGACAUGGACUAGGUUAAAUUUAUCAUUCUUGGGCCGUAUUUCGGUAAUUAAAAUGAUGGUUUUACCGAAGCUACUCUUUCUAUUCCAAACAAUUCCAAUUAUAAGAAAGACCAGCUGUAUUGAUAAGUGGCAAAAAGAAAUUUCUAAAUUUUUGUGGAAGGGUAAAAAACCAAGAGUAAAGCAUAAGAUAUUAAUAGAUAUUGUAGAAAGAGGUGGCUACAGGUUAUAUUACGAAGCCUCAUGUCUUCUCUGGUUGAAAGAUUGGUGUACAUUAAAAAAUUGGGAUAUUUUAGAUCUAGAAGGUCAUGAUACCCGGGAAAAUAAAGGCGCAUAAGAGCUUUUCAAAUCAAUAAUUGCAGUUAUUCCCAUGCCCUGGCAAUGGUCUUUCUUGUUGCAGUUAACAGAUGGGGUACGAGUUCUUUGUUUCUAAUUUAUGGCAUAUCCUGACAAGGCUGGGUGAUUAUAUCGUCCAAAGCUGGUUUGCAAGCCAUAACAUGAUACCAGUUUCAUCAUUUUUGCCCUGGCAAAUUAUCAUAAAUCAUAUGUGUUUGUGUGCUAUGCAAAAAUCACGAUGCGGGGAAAACCGUGAAGCCAGCCAAUGCCUAGCUCCAUCCUUAUUUCAGACAUUGUGAUAUAUCAGUAUAUCGCAAUGUUUGGCUGGUGAUAUAUCACAAUGUUGAGAACCAGAUAUGGCCCAACCCUAAUCCUGACUAUACAAGUUAAGCAAAGCCAGUCAUUGGUACUGUCUGCCUUGUGAUCAAAGAGAUCUCUAUAAAAACAUUUCCCCAGAACAUUCCUGUUUUUGGACACUUCCACCACAUGUGUCGAUAUGUCCCUAUAGAGAGACAACCUCUCCAACACAAAGGAGAACUGUUUGGGUCUAUAUAGACUAGGCGUCAAGGUGUUAACUACCAACCAUGUAUGAUUUUAAGGGCUCUUUCUCUGUCUGUUGCCGAUAUGGAUUUAUGCGUUGCAUUUGUCCACAGUCUUUCCAUGCCUCUUCUUCAAUUUCUAAAUCCCAAUUCAAUCCUCACCAUUUUCUCAAAGCAAAUCAGGUGCUCUUAUUACUGAGCUAUGGCCUACCCUUAAAAAUAAUUGUUAAGAUUCCAGUCCUCAUGAUAUGAGUAAAUAGGAACAUAUAGGAAGCUGCCAUAUCGUGAGCCAGACUUUUGGUCCAGCUUAUCCAAUGUUGUCUACACUGACUGGCAGCAUCUCUCCAGCGUUUCAUCCUAUUUCUUUGUAUUAUCCAGGAGUUAGCAGCCAACUCAGGAGUUCAUGAGCCACAGCCGGUCCUUUUCAUCCCGGGCUGUGUCUACCAUUUUAAAUAAUACCAUUUUAAAACAGCCAUGGCUCCCCCACCCUCAAUAAUUCUGAGAAGUAUAGUUUGUGAGGGGUGCUGAGAGUUGUGAGAGACACCCCCCGCCUUCUCCCCACAGAGCAACAGUUUCCUGAGGGGUUUCACAACCAGCCCCUCUUCCCAGGGAACUCUGGGAGUUGUAGUUCCAUGAGGGGAACUGGAGAGUCUCCUAACACCACUCAGCACCCAUAACAAACUAUAGCUCCCAGAAUUAUUAUUAUUUUUUGGGGGGGGGGAGCCAGGAGUGUUUAAAGUGGUAUCGUAGCGCCUAAAUGUGCGUAUGGAGGAGGUUGCAGCCUUGCUGAGUUAGGCGAUUCCUGGUCAGCCCACAUUGUAUACUGACGCUUACUUCCAUCUUUCCGUCUCUCUGUCUCUUUGCAGAGCUUUUUGAAGCUGUGGAGCCCAUCCUUUCCAGCUUGGAGGAAAUGGGCGUGGCGGUCUGGGUAUUGGGGAAGGGGCCCUAUCCUCCCCACGUGACUGGGCUCCAGGAUCUGUUGGAGAAAGCGUCUGAGGAGCCCGUCCCCUUUGAACUCUCCACUCCUGGCAGCUUGUCGGAUACCUGCCUCUACAUCUUCACCUCGGGGACCACAGGUAUAGUGGGCAGUUUGUACAGGUAGCAGAAACCUAGGCUAUUCCACCUCCGGUGUAGCGGUCAAAGUGUCAGGCCAGGACCUGGGAGAGGCCAGGGUUUGAAUCCACCGCUCGGCCGUGAAGCUCACCGGGUGUGGCCUGGGUCCAGUCAUGGCCUCUCAGCCCAACCAACCUCACAGGUUAAUUAACCAACCUAUAAUAAGAUGUCAAGGAAAUAAGCAACUAUCUGACUUUUAGAAAACAUCUGAAGGCAGCCCUGUUUAGGGAAAUUUUUAAUGUUUGAUGUUUUAUGUUUAUUUAUAUAUAUUUAGGAAGCCGCCCAGGGUGGCUGGGGAAACCCAGCCAGAUGGGCGGGGUAUUAAUAAUAAUAAUAAUAAUAAUUAUUAUUAUUAUUAUUAUUAUUAUUAUUAUUGGAAUUCAGGAAGGGAAGACCCAAGUACCUUGAGCUCCUUGGAGAAAACGGGGAUAUCAACACAAUAAGUAAAUACCGUAUGUUUUGCUCUAUAAGACUCACUUUUUCCCUCCUAAAAAGUAAGGGGAAAUGUGUGUGCGUCUUAUGGAGCGAAUGCAGGCUGCGCAGCUAUCCCAGAAGCCAGAACAGCAAGAGGGAUUGCUGCUUUCACUGCGCAGCGAUCCCUCUUGCUGUUCUGGCUUCUGAGAUUCAGAAUAUUUUUUUUCUUGUUUUCCUCCUCCAAAAACUAGGUGCGUCUUGUGGUCUGGUGCGUCUUAUAGAGCGAAAAAUACGGUAGUAAUCAGUGCAUUUGCCUGUAAGGAAUUUAUUCCCCAUCUAUCCAGUGGAGAAGUGCUGAAACUAAUGGUGUCUCCAGCCCCAAACACACACAAGCAGAAGUGGUGCAGUCCGGAAAUUUAAGUGCCGGACUGUACCACUUCGGUCUGCCUAGCUCAGUAUUGUCUAUUCUGACUGGCCACAGCCGUCUGGGAUUUCAGAUAUGGAACAGUCCCAACUCUACUUGCAGAUGACGGGGAUCAAUCCUGGAACCUUUGGAAUGCAAAGCAAAUGCUUCCUCCAGCAGCCGAUUCAUUUGCUUCUGUACUAACAGCGAACUUCUUCUCAUAUGGAUGAGAAGGCAGAACAGCACCAUCCAUCAGGAUAAGCAGGAGGUCCCAGCCGGUUUGAGGGAACCCCAAGGUUUGCAGAAUUACGCCCACCAGAUAAAUGGGGAAAUCCCAAUGGGGACAGAGCGUGCUUAUUGGCCACGGAAUGCUGCCUGGAUGUCAGAGAAAAGAGGGAAUCAGGGUAGCAGGGUCAUGGAAGGGAGCAUCCGGCAAAAGGGUAGUCUGUCUGCCUUGGAGCACUGACCAGGAACAUGUUACACUGCAACAUUUCAUUGCAGUAUCCCAGUUAUAACAUACUUAUCCAAGUAUGCAAAAGAGGACCACUACACCAAAGAACGACGACAGCAACAACAACAGUUACAAUGUGGAACUUCUGGAGCUUCUGCUUCUGAAAUACAGGCAACGCUCGUUCUGAGGAUAGUGCCUAAAUCCAAAAUCCCAUAUAGUCAAAGCACAUAGGGUUCAGUGGUGGGUGGGAUUGCCAAAGUCUCCCCCAGCCGCCAUAUGUCCACCCCCUUUCUAAUUUUUUAAAAAUUGCCAAGCAUGUAUAAAGCUGAAUGUGUGCAAGUUAAAUGCAUGUAAGUUGUAAGUUACCUGUAAUUGAAGAAAAUGUUGACCGCCGAAAGGAAAAAAUGGAAAAUCAAGGGGAGGAGGGUUGUGGAAGGGAAUAUUCAGCAAAAGGGAGUGGCUGACCAGGAACAUUUCACGCUGCAACACUUAUUAUAACAUACUUAUCCAGGUAUGCAAAAGAGGAUCACCCCAAUAAUAAUAAUAACAGUGAUAGCAAUAAUGAUAAUAAUAAUAAUAAUAAGGUACAGUAGUACCUCGAUUUAUGCACUUAAUCUGUUCUGGAAGUCCGUUCUUAAACCAAAGCCGUUCUUAAAACCGAGGCGCACUUUCCCUAAUGAGGCCUCCUGCCACCAGUGCCCUUCCACCGUUCAGCUUCCGUUCGUAGACCGAGGUAAAGUUUGCAAACCAGGACACUACUUCCAGUUUUGCGGAGUUCGUAAACGGAAUAGUUUGUAAACAGUACUGUCCUUAAACCGAGGUAGCGCUGUACUUCUGAAAUGUCUGGUUCUGAAAUAUUGGAGUGGGGGGCAGAAUUGACAAAAAGGGAGAGGGAACAGCUCACCUCUUCCUUCCUUCCCUCCUCUCUGUUCCAGGACUCCCCAAGGCUGCUCGCAUCAGUCACCUCAAAUCCAUCAUGUGCUUGGGCUUCUACCAGCUGGUGGGGGCAUCCCGUUCGGACGUGAUCUACGUGGCCUUGCCCCUCUACCACAUGGCAGGGAGUCUUCUGGGGGUCAUCGGCACUCUUGGCCUUGGUAGGUUCAGGGGCUUGGUGGAGCGGAGCCCAUGGAGUGGCUUUUGUUUUUUCUUUGGGUGGGAGGAAACUGGCUUGUGGUUGCAAAUGCCGGGUCAUUAAGUUUGCAGAGGAUACAACAGUGGUUGGUUUAAUCACAGCUGGAGAGGGGGAGGCGACCUAUAGGAAGGAAGUUGAGCAGUUGGGGGAGUGGUGCAGGAAAAACAACUUACUCCUUAAGUUAAAGAAAACAAAAGAGAUUAUUGUGGACUUGUAAAUUGAAUAUUCAGCCACUUAAUAUUGAGGGGAAGUGCAUGGAACAGGUCUCAGUGUUUCGAUUUCUGGGAAUGGAGUUGAGAGAUGACCUAACCUGGGGAGAAAACAGCAAAGACCUGAUGAAGAGAGCACAGCAGAGGUUAUAUUUUCUGAGAAUCCUCCAGAAAAACAAUCUCUCAAAGGACCUGUUGAUGGCAUUUUACCAUUGUACUGUGGAGAGUGUAUUAACCUACAGUCUGUGUGUGUGGUUUGGGAGCUGCACAGUCAGGGAAAAAACAAUGCCGUCCAGGGUUGUAAAGACUGUGGACAGAAUAAUUGGGUGCACUCUUCCCACCUUGAAUCAAAUCUAUGCUUCCAGGUGUCAAAGGAAAGCUGCAGAGAUAGUGCAGGAUAGUGCGCACCCCAGAAAUGACCUCUUUCAGCUUCUGCCUUCUAGAAGAAGGUACAGGGUUAUAAAGGCUAGGAAUAGCCACCUGAAAAACAGUUUCUACCCAAAUGCGAUGUUGAUUUUAAACACAGUGUAAGGUAGUCUCUAGGGACGCGGGUGGCACUGUGGGUUAAACCACAGAGCCUAGGACUUGCCGAUCAGAAGGUCAGCGGUUCGAAUCCCUGCGACAGGGUGAGCUCCCGUUGCUCGGUCCCUGCUCUUGCCAACCUAGCAGUUUGAAAGCAUGUCAAAGUGCAAGUAGAUAAAUAGGUACCACUCCGGCGGGAAGGUAAACGGCGUUUCCGUGCGCUGCUCUGGUUUGCCAGAAGCGGCUUAGUCUUGCUGGCCACAUGACCCGGAAGCUGUACGCCGGCUCCCUUGGCCAAUAAAGCGAGAUGAGCGCCGCAACCCCAGAGUCAGCCACGACUGGACCUAAUGGUCAGGGGUCUCUUUACCUUUAAGGUAGUCUCUAUGGGAGUAUAUUGCAUUUAAUUAUGGGGUAUCAGAGUUUCUAGGGGGCUAACCAGGCUGGGAUAGCUGGGAUAGCAGUCCCCAGUCACCUCUCCAGCCCCUCCAGCGGUUGUAGAGCUGGGCAAGUCCCCUUUAAAAACAAACAAAUUGUUAGUUCCUCCAAGAAGAUGCACCCACGGGGUGCUGUAGUGAGCCCAGCAUUUAACUGGGAUCUAACUGGGAUUUGUCUGACCUCCAGGCGAACUGCUGUGUUGGACACACAGGAAGGAAUCCCCCAGCGGAAAAUGAAAGAAUUUGUAGAAUUCCAAAAGGUGCAGCGUUAUGAUAAUUUCACACCUGGGAGCCUUUUGUGAUAAAACCUUUGCUACAAAUACCUGGAUGGCUGUUGGAAUAUAUUGACCUCCUUCCCCAUAACAGAACCUUGUGAUUGCUUUGAUGGUCCUUUGAGGAUUUGCAGCUGCAGUUAUAAUCUGAUUAUUCCACGAACCCUUUUCGUUAAAAAUUAUGUCCAGAUUUUUUUUUUUUAAAAAAGUUACCUGUUCAGUGGGCUGCUUGUCAACCUGCCGUUUAUCUCUCUCUCUCUUUUCUUAGAAAACACCAUUACUUUGGAUUUUGUAUAGUUAACUAUUACUUGUUCAGUUUUUGCAGUAGGCUGCUGAAGUUCUUAAUAAUUACUGUAGUCCCACACAGGAGAGAGAAAUUAAAACUGCAUCGUCAGAAUAGAGAAGGACCGGAAGGGACAUAUUUACCAAUUUUGGCAGAUGGACUUUCAGUUAGGGAGUUAAUAUAAAAGUUAAAUAAAAUGGAGUGCAAGGAUGCAGCCUUGCUUCAUUCCAGUGUGGGUCUGGUUUUCUUUAGUUAAAUGCCCCUGCCGAUCACAUCUGAUCUGAAGUUGUGUGUUUUCAUGCAAACUACGAAUAAGAAUCAAGAUGCGCCUGUCUAUAUUUGUGUCACUUAGGUUUUUCCAAAGCCUUUCUCAGGUAUAAGAUCAAAGGCAGACUUAAAAUCUAUAAAAUCUGCAUAAAGAGACCCUCCUUUUGUUGAGGCAUACUUUUCCACGAGAUGUUGGAGCACCAGUCCGUGAUCUGUGGUUGACCCUUGGGCUCUGGAGAGUGAGACACAUAGACUCGGGGAGCUGUCCGUGGUCCUGACCUCCCUCGCCUCUGCGGAAAGUCUUUUCUUUUUAGUUUGUAAAUUUUAAUUGGAAAUUUUAUUUACAACAUAACAUAAACCCCCCCACCCCCAAUACAGAAAUCCACCCUCAUUAAACACGAAUAUAACAUACAAUAAGCAUAACAUACAAUAAUACAAACAACCAAAUAAAAGACUUCCUUUUUUACUUCUUAUUUACUUCUUAUAAGCUGUUUCCUUUAUGAAUAAUUAUUAAGAUUUUUCUAAUUAUAACUUAAAUAUCCACAAAGUCUCCUGCAGACAUUAAUCGAAACAAGUCCAGGUAUGUAUUUUAGGGCACUGUUUUGUGAAGUAUUCUCUGCAUUUUCCACAUGGUUUUUAAAACUCUUGUCUAGUGUGAUCUCUAAUUGCCUCUGCUAAUCUAGCCAGUUCAGUAUGCCUCUGCUGAAAGUCUUGACUUCUGGGCUGCCCAGAAGAGACUCAGCCUGACCUCUUUCAAGUCUCGAGUGUUAGGAUAUCAGAGAGAGAGGAUGCACUGCCCCCAAUUUGCAAGUUUCAGAUUAUUUUCUGGCCGAUUGCUGCUGCUUGGGUGCAAUUCUGCAGCUUCAACAAAUUGACACAGAAUCCCUCCUUUGCCUCCAGAUUUUUGGGAGCUCAAAGUCCCCCUGGCGUCAUUGCUUCCACCAGCUAGGCUAUUUUCCUCCCCACACUAAGUGGGGACAAGAAGUGCUCUUCCGGAUCGGGCCGAGGGUCAGUCUAGCCCAGCACUCUGCUUCCAACUGUGGACAGCCAAGGAAGCCCCUCCAGGCAAGGCACAGGGGCGAUAGGCCUCCGCUGUUCCUUAGCACCACCCCAGCGUUCUGGUAUUCAGAGGUAGACUGCCCUUGAACCUGCAGGCUCUGUUUUGCCGUCCUGAUGAAUAGCCACAGCUAGACCUCUGCUUUUUAAAAAUAUGACGCAACAAGCGAAUGCAAUGAAUGACCAGAAACGUGAUUUAGAGUUGAAAAAUAAAAGAAAAUGCAAUAAAUACUGACAAGACACUUGUUUUAGAAUUUAGAAAGGAAAGAAAGUGCAAUAAAUAAUGAGGGCUAGAAACUUCCUUUGAAAUAAAAAAAAAUGCAGUAAGUAAUAAGGACUAGAAACUUGCUUUAAAAUGUAGAAAAAGAAAUGAUAAAGUGGUGGUGAUGCGAGUUAUGCUUGGGCAUCUUUUGGCUCCCAGCUAUUCUCUCCUUCUCAAGGAACCCCAUCUCCUUCCAGGGGCCACUUGCGUUCUGAAGAAGAAAUUCUCUGCCAGCCAGUUCUGGCCCGACUGCCGGCGCCAUCACGUCACCAUCUUCCAGUACAUUGGGGAGUUGUGCCGCUACCUGGUCAACCAGCCACAGGUGAGUGCUGGGGGAUGGAGGCCCUCUGGUGGUGACAGGAGGGAUUGCCACGCAAGCAGGCAUCCCACUUCUCCGAAGUGUGGAGAGAGGUGUGUGACUCUUCCAACUCUUAAAAAAAAGGGGGGGGGCCUUUCAAGAGUUCCCUGGGAAGAAGGAUUGAUUCUUAAACCACUCUAGGAAUUGCAGCUCUAUGGGGCCCCCCCCACAACUCUCAUGAUAAUAAUAAUUUUUAUUAAUUUUCAAUUACAACCCAGUGAUAGCCUCAUUAAAACAAUACCAAAUUACAAUACAGUUACUCAUACCAAUCUUUCAAUUACCAAAUUAAAUAAUUUAGGUGCCCCCCUCCCACGUGCUAGAUCUGAUGGUUUGAUGGGUGUGUUUUUUAAUCUGCGUUCCAACAUCUUAUUAAUUUCAUUUAAAUUCCAAUCAUAAUAAUCCCAUAUACAACAACUGCAAUAUUUGCGACUUCUAUUUGUGUUAGUAUCCCCAACAACUCUCAGCACCCUUAACAAACGAUAGGUCCCAGGAUUAUUUGAUCUUCCGUGAACUUGUCUAAUUGUCUUCUAAAGCCACCCAAAUCAGGGGCCAUCAUCAUCACCUCCUGUGGGAUCUGCUAAGCUGUCCCUGCACCCCUUUAACUACUUUUUAAUUUAUUUAUUUUUUGAGAUUUGACCCUAUUUCUUGUGGCCCCUGGACCCAUUUCCAUUUUUUUUUUAAUUUCCAUUUUAUUUAUUUGUUAACAUUCUUGUAUUACAUCGGUAAACAUUGUCAUAUUACAUUACAGGACUUACUAUAAUAUAAUUUCCAACAUGUAUACAAAAAUUGUAUACAGAUUUUAUAUACCUAGAAAGGAAAUGAAACAGAAAAAAGAAAGAACAAAGAAAAAAACAAAAAAAAUUCCCCAAAAAUCAUAUACAGUGGUACCUCAGGUUAAGUACUUAAUUCGUUCCAGAGGUCUGUUCUUAACCUGAAACUGUUCUUAACCUGAAGCACCACUUUAGGUAAUGGGGCCUCCUGCUGCCGCCGCCCCGCCGGAGCACGAUUUCUGUUCUCAUCCUGAAGUAAAGUUCUUAAACCGAGGUACUAUUUCUGAGUUAGUGGAGUCUGUAACCUGAAGUGUAUGUAACCUGAAGCGUAUGUAACCCGAGGUACCACUGUACAUACCAACACACUAGACUUCCUGUCUUUCCCGUUGUAUAUUCCUUUUUUACAAAUGAAUGUACCCUGGAGCCAUUUCCAAGCAUCGGCCGAAUUCUCCUCCUUGCUCUCUGCUAAUUCCUCCUCCUCCUUCCUUCCCUCCCUCCCAGAGCCCCAGUGACCGGGAGCACACCUUGCGCAUGGCUGUGGGCAGCGGCCUUCGCCCGGAUGUCUGGCGUGAAUUCCUGCGCCGCUUUGGGAACCUGACGAUCGUGGAGACCUACGGCAUGACGGAAGGGAGCGUCAGCCUCUUCAACUACACGGGGGCCGUGGGUGCUGUGGGCCGCGCCUCUUGGCUCUAUAAGGUGAGCAUUGACAGGGUCUCUCCCAGGAAGCAGGUGGCGUUCGCGGAGCAGGUAUGGGGCAUCAGGAUGUGGCAAAGAGGAUACCUGAGGCCAGGGCAGGAUUUAGGUUUGAUGAGGCCCUAAGCCAGGAGUCAGCAAACUUGGUCAGCAGGGGGCAGGUCCACUGUCCCUCAGACCUUGUGGGGGGCUGGACUAUACUUUGGGGGAGGGGGGGGAAUGAACGAAUUCCUAUGCCCCACAAAUAACCCAGAGAUGCAUUUUAAAUAAAAGCAUACAUUCUACUCAUGGAAAAACAGGCUGAUUCCCUGACCGUCCGCGGGCUGGAUUUAGAAGGUGAUUGGGCCAGAUCCGGCCUCCGGGCCUUAGGUUGCCUACCCAUGGGACUCUGAGGCCUAGCUCAGACUUCUUUUCACUACAAAUGUAACUGUAACCACAAGAUUAAAGCCUGCCUUCAGGAUCCUACUGCGAACUGAAUGUAAGUAAACUUUAAAACUACAGUGGACGCUCGGGUUGCGAACGUGAUCCAUGCGGGAUGCACGUUCGCAACCCACAGCGUUCCUAACCUGCGUCUGCGCAUGCGCAGGUUGCAAUUUGGCGCUUCUGCGCAUGCGCGACCGCCAAAACCCGGAAGUAACCCGUUCCGGUACUUCCAGGUUUUGGCGGUCCGUAACCCAAAGAAACGCAACCUGAAGCGUCUGUAACCCAAGGUAUGACUGUACUUUAAACAAGGCUGUCAUGUUGUUCUUAUUUAUGAGGGAAAUAAAGGGGGAAUUUUACCAGGAACAAUCCAUUCUGGACAAGCCAGACUGGAUUGCUUAACUUAACAAAUCCAUCAACUUGCUUCUAGCAAUGUGCAAGCGAAUGCGCUCUGCUACUUGCUCACUAGUGUGAGUGAGGAGAGAUAAUAUUUAAUCAAUAUAUCCUCUCUUACCUUCCUCAACAUGAGGAUCUCAGAGACUGGGCAGGUCUGUAUGUGAAGAUACGGACUUUCAGAUAGCCUGGGCCUAAGCUUUGUAGGGACCUCCAGAUAGGGUUGAGCCUGGAGGUGGGAGCCUGUGUCCCCCUGGAAAUCGCUGGACUCCCAACUCCCAUCACCUCUAAAGGCCAGGGGUGAUGGCAGGAGCUGAAUCCCAUGCUUUAGCCCCCGUACCCAUUUCACUGUAUUUUUUGAAAGGCUUCACUUGCACCCCUACUCUCUGCAGAAGUUUGUCCCCUUCGAACUGGUCCGUUACGACGUGCUUCGAGGUGCUCCCUUCCGGGACAAGGCGGGACGCUGCCAGCGUGUCAAGAGAGGUGAGCAAGGUGUUGUCCGUUCAGUUGGGAGCAGAGAGAGAGAGCUGCCUUCCGUCCCACCAUGGCGCCCCCACCCUUCCAGGUCGGUGACUGUACGUCUCUCUGUUUUUGUGUCAGGGGAACCCGGCCUUCUGAUCUCUCCCGUGACUCCGCAGACACCUUUCCAGGGCUACGCCGGAGGGCGCGAGCUGUCGGAAUCCAAGCUCCUCCACGGGGUCUUUGCCAACAGGGACACCUAUUUCAACACCGGCGACCUGAUGGUGCAGGACAAGUGCGGCUUCGUCAGUUUCUGGGACCGUACUGGAGACACAUUCCGGUAUGUUUCCUCCUCCUCCUUUUCCUCUUGGAAGUUGUGGGUCAGGAACUCCUCUGGAUCUGAAGAGGGUGGCAAGAGCAAGUUUUUAUUCCGAAAGUGCGGCCCGGAGGAAAAUGUUUGAGAGCCGCUGGUUUAGAGAGCGCAGGUCCCUGCCUGCAGGAGCUUACAGUCUAAACUUUGUCAAGAGGAUGUCAAGGAGAGACGUGCAGGAGAGCUUUUGGGUUCUGUUGGGUUGGAAGUGAGGAGGCUGGAGACAUUUUACUCCCUUGGGAUGACUUCGCAAGUUUCAAACUGACCUGGAAACUGUCUCAGAAAUCUUGUUCCUUGAGUCAAGAUACCAUCUCUCCAUGCCUCAGUUUCCCUCUAGGUGGAGGGCAGCGUUGCACUCAGGUCCUGCUUCUGGGAUUUCCAGAAAAAGUAUCUGGCUGGCACUGUGAGGGAAGGAUGCUGAACUCUGGCCUGAUGCUGCUGCAGAGCCCUUCAGCUGUUCCUCUGUACUUCUCCUCCUCUCUGCCUCAAAUUCCUGGCAGGAAUCUCCAUCCUUUCCUUUCCCUCUGCCCCGGUUUCCCUUUAGGUGUCUAUUUCCUUUCUCCCCCUUUGUUCCCAGUUGCCGGCCGGCCUGUUCUUCUAUUCCAGGCUGGCUGGAGGGAGCAUUUUCCUCUCCAUUGAGCUACCCCACCUGCCCACUGGGAAACGUUAAGAACACCCAUAGCAUCUUCUUUGCUGGUCCUGGGCUUCUCCUGCCCAUCAGACUCUCUCCUCCUUUUAUUUUAAAUCGCCCGCUGCUUUGCAUUCUCCUGCUGCCCUGUCUUCUGAUGCAAAGGCGCCCCCGUGUGGCCUGACCUACAUUUCUCAACUUAAGCCGCUUUCAAAAGCCGGCUUGCUAUUUACAACACGGAGCUGGCCACAGGAGGGCGCUCUUUGCUAAAGAAAACUUUCUGGAGGGGGAAACAAGGACAGCCGCGAAGGAACCUCCCAAAGCAGAGGUGACCGAUGUGGAUGUUUUAAUAGAAUCGUAGAGUCGGAAGGGACCUCAAGGAUCAUCUAGCCCAACCCCCUUGCAGUGUAGGAAUAUGCAGGUGUCCCUUUCAGGGAUCAAACCUACAACCUUGGCAUUGUCAGCAGCACGCUCUAGCCGACUGAGCUAUCCAGUUUCGCCGGACUCCCAACUCCCAUCAUCCCUGAUGAACCACUGGCUGUGCUGCCUGGGGGCUGAUGGGAGUUGGAAUCCAGAUUCCCCCAUUAACAGGUGGACACUCGGGUUGCGAACGUGAUCCGUGCGGGAUGCACGUUCACAACCCGCAGCCUUCGCAACCCAUGUCUGUGCACACGCGGCUUGCGAUUCGGGACUUCUGCGCAUGUGCAAAGCAUGAUUUAGCGCUUCUGCGCAUGCGCAACUGUCGAAACCUGGAAGUAACCCGUUCCGGUACUUCCAGGUUUCGGCAGUCCGCAACCCGAAAAAACGCAACCUGAAGCGGCUGUAACCUGAGGUACGACUGUAUUAUUUUUUAUACAUUUUUAUUAAUUUUGUAACAUAUCAUUUCCAACAGUCAUUUAACAUACAUUCUUAUCUUAUACAAUAUUUUAGACUUCCGUCAACUACCUCUGAAGAUUUUCCGUUCUUUAUCACUUAAUCUGCAUUUCUUAAUUUCUCUUAUUACUUUUAAUUGUCCUUAACUAAUGAUUCUCUUCAUAGUCUUCCUUGCAAUAUUUCACCUAAUCCUCCUUACAAAACUUCUUGCAGUCUUACUAGCGUAAUCUGUUUGUUGCAAUUGCUUUUCAAACAGUUCAAAUAUUGACUCCACAGAUUCCCCCAUUUUGAGAGCAAGAGAAAUGGGAUCAAUGACCUAGCAGGAGGUUGGGCUCUGAUUUGCUGGGCGGAUUUUGAGUAGAAUUUGGACAGCCAGCCAUCUCCUAGCUCAGAAUGUCAUGUGUUGGGCAAUAAAUUGGACUUGACGAUCAGGGAAGAACAAUAACCCUCCAACUCUGUGGGUCUGGGAGUCUAUAUCCUCCACCUUUUUCAUCAUUAUCGUUUUUAAUUUUAGCUGUGAUGGCUGCUUUGCUCAGGGUUGGACUAGAUGACCCUUGAGGUCCCUUCAAAUUCUGUAAUUCUAUUAUCGUAUUAUAAUGCUUGCUUUACCCCCUUCCCAUGCCUGGCACAGAGCCACCUUGCCAGCCUCUGCCCCCAGGACUACGCCCUGCGAUUCCCCAGAUUCUUCCACAUCCCUUUAACCCUUUAAUUCUAUUUUCUCCCUGCCCUUUCCUAGGUGGAAAGGAGAGAACGUGGCCACGACAGAAGUAGGCGAGAUCCUGGGAAGUCUGGACAGCUUGCUGGAGGUCACUGUUUAUGGUGUCACGGUUCCAGGUACUCUUGAAAUGAGGGGCUCUAGAAUGUGUUUUUCAAAUUAUUAUUUUACUUCUUUAUUUGGACGGUUUAUAUACCACUUUUUAAAAAAUACCAGAACUCUAAGGUUAAAACAUCUUAAGCAAAACAGCAUUUUUUUUAACCACCAGAGAACAUCCACGUUCUACAAAACACAAUUAACAGAUAAAAUGGAGCGUCCUGUAAUCAAAAUAAACAUUAGGCAAUCAAACCAACUACAAAAAUAAUGUAAUUCUAGGAACCAUAUUACAGAGGUACCUUGGUUUACAACCGUAAUCCGUUCCGGAGGUCCGGUUGUAAACCAAAGAAGGUUGUAACCCAAGACGUGCUUUCGCCAAUGGGGCCUCCCUUCAAAAAUUGGUUGUAAUCCAAAAAAUAUAUCUAUAUAAAUGGGUUGUAAUCCAAAAAAGGGACACGCACUUCCGGGUUUGACAUGGUUGUAAUCCAAAGCAGUUGUAAUCCAAAGCGGUUGCAAACCAAGAUAACACUGUGCAGGAAAGGGCUGGGAUUUGGGUAGAGGGCGUCGCAGGCAUAGCUGUCAACGUUUCCCAUUUUUUAAGGGAAAUUCCCUUAUUCCGAAUAGGAUUCCUUGCAAGAAAAGGGAAAAGUUGACAGCUAUGGUCCCAGGGUGUCGGCCUGCCCCUUCUCGUCCUACUCAGCGUAGACCCAUCAAAGCUAAUGGACAUGACUAAGAACACCUUCCACUUUACCACAGAUACCACUUCAAAGAGCCACGGUUUCCCCCAAAGAAUUCUGGGAAGUGUAGUUUGUUGAGGGGGCUAUUUCUCUCACAGGCCUACAAUUCCCAGAGUCCCCUGGGAAGAGGGAUUGAGCACUGAACCACUCUGGAAAUUAUGUGAUGGAUUGAUCUCCUGCCUCCUAAACCCUUCAGAAGAUAUCCGGUGUUUCUUCAAUUGCUGGACGUUUCCAAAUUGUGUGUGUUUGUAGCCUCAAUCACCCCACAACCCCACUUCACACAAUCAUGGCUUCUCCCAAAGGAUCUUGGGAAGUGUAGUUCAUUUAGAGUGUCGAGAGUUGUUGGCAAACCCCUGUUCCCCUCGCCGAACUACAAUUCCCAGAGUUCCCUGGGACGAAAGGGGUGUGGAUUGUUCAAACCACUCUGGGAACAAUAGGCGUUGGCCACUGUAAGAAAAAAAGAUGCCGGACUUUUGUGGGCCUUCGGCCUCAUCCUGCAAGGCUCUUCUGAUGCCGAUAGCUGUGAUUGUUCAGAAUGGAACUCUUAAUUUCGGGUCACGGGUUCGAGCCCCACCUAGGGCAAAAGACUGAAGGGGGUUGGACUAGAUGACCCUUAAAAAAACAGAUAUAUAUAUAAUCAUUUUUUCGAUACAAACAACAACCGCAAAAGACACUACAACAAAACCAUAAGAACAAUAAUAACACAAUUUGACAAUUCAGAUUUAAAAACACUGAUAAGUAUAUGACUGCAGCCUUUUAACAAUAUUUUCCCACCUCUCUCUCCUCCCCCCACUAUCCGCCUUAUUGCUUAAAUAUUCAUUCCAGAUUUCUUCAUAUUUAUCCAUUCUUAAUUUGGGCCGACAUGCAAUUCGUUCAUAUGUAGCUAAUCUGUCCUCAGUGUGCUCAGUGGGAUGUUUUUGCGGCUCUUCCAAUUCAUCAAAACAAUUUUUUUGCUUCUAAUAUAGCGCAGUACAUCCAUUUUUUUUUUGACCCCUUGUGGUCCUUUCCAACUGUACAAAUCUAAUAUUCUAAGAGCCUCCCUGUCCCAAGGCAGUCUACCUCUGAACAGUAGAUGCCGGAGACAAACAACGAUGCCUUAAGCACCCUGCCUGGGGACUUGCUGGAGGAAUCUGGUUGGCCACAGUGGGAACAGGAUGCUGGACUUAGGUGGGCCAUUGGCCUGUUCUGGCUGCCAGGGAGUCAUUCUGGACUCACAGCUGUCCAUGGAGGCCCAGGUCAAUUCUGUGUCCAGGGCAGAUGUUUACCAGCUCCAUCUGGUACGCAGGAUGAGACCCUAUCUGCCCGCGGACUGUCUCGCCAGAGUGGUGCAUGCUCUGGUUAUCUCCCGCUUGGACUACCGCAAUGCACUCUACGUGGGGCUACCUUUGAAGCUGACCCGGAAACUACAACUAAUUCAGAAUGCGGCAGCUGGACUGGUGACUGGGAGCAGCCGCCGAGACCACAUAACACUGGUCUUGAAAGACCUACAUUGGCUCCCAGUAUGUUUCCGAGCACAAUUCAAAGUGUUGGUGCUGACCUUUAAAACCCUAAACGGCCUUGGUCCAGUACACCUGAAGGAGCGUCUCCACCCCCAUUGUUCUGCCCGGCCACUGAGGUCCAGCGCCGAGGGCCUUCUGGCAGUUCCCUCACUGCGAGAAGUGAGCUUACAGGGAACCAGGCAGAGGGCCUUCUUGGUAGUGGCGCCUGCCCUGUGGAACCCCCUCCCAUCAGAUGUUGAGGAAAUAAACAACUAUCCGACUUUUAGAAGACAUCUGAAGGCAGCCCUGUUUCGGGAAGCUUUUAAUGUUUGAUGCAUUACAGUAUUUUAAUAUUUUGUUGGAAGCCGCCCAGAGUGGCUAGGGAGGCCUAGCCAGAUGGGCGGGGUAGAAAUAAUAUAUUAUUAUUAUUAUUAUUAUUAUUAUUAUUAUUAUUAUUAUUCUGAUGCUCAGGCAGGCCUAACUAGGCCCCUGCUUGCCAGAGGUUCCCAUACGGAUAUACAGUGGUACCUCUGGUUGCGAACCGGAUCCGUUCCGGAGGCCCGUUCGCAACAUGAAAAGAGCGCAACCCGCAGCGGCGCGUCUGCGCACAUGCGGGUUGCGAUUCACUGCUUCUGUGCAUGACGUCAUUUUUGUGCUUCUGUGCAUGCGCGAGCAGCAAAACCCGGAAGUAACCCUUUCCGGUACUUCCGGGUCGCCGCGGGACGUAACAUGAAGCGGACGUAACAUGAGGUAUGACUGUAUAUCCGCUUGUGGCGCAUUCCAGAGUGAGACCCAGCCUUCAUCUCCCUCUCUCCCUGCCUCUUCCCCCAGGGCACGAAGGCCGAGCGGGCAUGGCGACCGUGGUGCUGAAGCCAGGACAGGAGUUUGAUGGUGAUCAGGUCUACACGCACGUGGUGGAGCUCCUCCCGCCCUUCGCCCGCCCUCGAUUUCUGCGCAUCCAGGUACGAGGAGCACCCAAUGCAGCCUGCGCCUCUUCCACAGCCAUGCAGGAAAGAGGGGUGUGUGUGUGAGUGUGUGUGUGUGUGUUGGAGGCUGGGUUCCCGGUGCCGGGAAGCGGUGAUGAGCAGGAUCUUGUGCCGGAACGCAGCCCCGUGGUAGUCUCAGCGCUUGCGUCUGUAGCGAAAAGAGGCCCUGCUUCUGAUUUUUCCCUGCUUCUGAUUUUUCUGCCAAAGGUGGAUGUCAGCCCUGCAGCCCCCCAGGCCUCCCUCUCUGGCCUCUUGGGAUUCACCUCGGGUUGCACCCCUUAUCCUCAGACCACACCCCUUGCUGCCCCAGCGUCACACCUCCCUUGGGGAUUGUUCCCUGGCUGAAAGCUGUUUCUGAACUCUGAUAUGCUACCCAUUUGCAUGGCUGUGGGAUAGAGAGGAUGGAUGUAGGAUAGAUGUAGGAUAGGAUUGGGACGCGGGUGUCGCUGUGGGUUAAACCACAGAGCCUAGGACUUGCCAAUCAGAAGGUUGGCAGUUCGAAUCCCCGCGACGGGGUGAGCUCCCGUUGCUCGGUCCCUGCUCCUGCCAAUCUAGCAGUUCGUAAGCACGUCAAAGUGCAAGUAGAUAAAUAGGUACCGCUCCAGUGGGAAGGUAAACGGUGUUUCCAUGCGCUGCUCUGGUUUGCCAGAAGCGGCUUAGUCCUGCUGGCCACAUGACCCAGAAGCUGUAUGCCGGCUCCCUCAGCCAAUAAAGCUAGAUGAGCGCCGCAACCCCAGAGUCAGUCACGACUGGACCUAAUGGUCAGGGGUCCCUUUACCUUUAACUUUACCUUUAGGAUAGAGAGAGGGGUGGGUGUGGGUCAGUCCCGUCCCCCCCAUUUGUAUUUUAUUAAGUUUCAACCCUUUUAACACAUACAGUCAAAACGCAAUUUCGUCUUUUCUCUUGUUUUUGUCGACUUCCCGCCCCGUUUUCCAUUGUUGCUCCUCCCGUUCUGCUGCACCCGAUCUUCCGUCUGCCGAAUCACAGCCACAAUAUUACAAUCUAAACGUUUCUGUCGCUCAUAGCUCAAAUCCUCCUUGCCACUUCAUCAUACCAUAUAUCUUUAAACAGUCCGAAAAAGGCAUCCGUUCUCCCAUAAAAGAUUCUCUUAAUUUUGUGGUUAAUUUUUACCAAUUCUGCAUUGUCCAUUAACUUACCCAUUCUUUGGGUGGGAGUCAAUUUAAGCUUUUGCCUCUGGCCCUGCACACCUCUGCUAUGCGGCCCCCAGAAGGCUGCCUAUCCGUCAGAGAUGCUGCCAGCUGCAACGUCCCUGCAUUCGGCGGGGUGGCCUGGAUGACCUCCCGAGGUCCCGACCCCUCAAUUCUGUCCUUUCUCUCUCCUUCCCGCCAGGAACACUUGGAGCUGACGGACACCUUCAAGCAGAAGAAGGUCCGCCUGGCAGACGAAGGCUUCAACCCGACGCUGAUCUCAGACCCUCUUUUCUUUCUGGAUGACGCUGCGAAGUCGUACGUCCCUCUGACCCACGGCGUCUGGGAGGGGAUAGCUGCUGGUCAUGUCCGGUUAUAACCUGCACCCGCUUCUCCCGAUUCGUACCCGAACCCCAGUGCUCUGAGCUGGGGGCUGCAGGGUGUCCUUGAAGACUCUAGCCUCCUUCGUUUCCACCUCGGCCUUAAAAGGCUCUUGUGCCUCUUUCUACACCCCAGAUUUUCUCUCCUAGCUGUGCCCCAGGUGACCCCACGCCUCUGCUAGUGGGGUGCCCCCUUAGCGAGGACUUGACGCCCCCUCCUAGCCCCUCCACACAAAUGAAGAGGGAGGGCUUAUUCCUGCCCAGAUGUUGUUGGACUCAACCUCCAAUCAUCCUCAACCCAGUCCAUCAUCUGAGGGUUACCUCCUUUACACCUCUGUACAUGUAGAAAUUAAUUUUUGUCCAGUGGUGAUUUGCAAUCUUGCUACUGUUAAGCCACUGGGAAUCCACCAUCCUUACUGAUCUACUGCAGAUCACCCAGAAAUCAACCGGCAGAUCCUCGUUUUCGUCCUGUCCUCCCUUGUGGCUGCUCUCUUCCUCUGUAAGAAUUUCCCUUCCUGGGUUGGGCUAUGGCAGGGCUGGGGGGCCUGUUGUUGGACUAUAACUCGCAUCAUCCCUGACCCUCUGGCUGUGGGGGCUGCUGGGAGUUGAAGUCAAACGACAGCUCCCAUCGUUCGUGGCCAUUGGCUGUGCUGACCGGGGCUGCUGGGAGUUGCAGUCCUAGAGCAUCAUGGUUCGACAGCCCCCAUCGGCCCUGAUGGCUGGCGAUGCUUGUUGCAGGGGCUGAUGGGAAAUUCCUCCGUCUCCAUGCUGUGGCCCAGCAGCUAACUUAUUCCCAGUAGUGCCCAACCUCGUUGCCUUUGGGAAAACUUGCAAAGCGGAUCACGGAGGCUGACGGGCCGUAGCUGUUAAGACCAUGAUCCGUCCUCCAGUUCUGGUGUCGACUCGGCCCCAUCUGGUGGUCGCCACCCAGCUGCUGUGCCUCAGAUACUUCAGUCUCCCAUCUACAAUAGGGAGAAAUGGAACACCAGCCCGCCUUACAAGACUGUUGUGUGAAUCGCUGAAAUAACAGAUGCGGCACACAUGGACUGGACAAACCACAUCAAGUCUUAUUUUCACGAUGUUCUCUGGGCUGGGACGAGAAGUGGGGUAUUUUUGUGAGGUGGCGUUGCUCUUCUGCUCUGCCGACGAGGUUUUUUUGCAGGCAAUGGGCCUGCUUUUAGGAGUUAGCAGGCCUGGUUUCAAGGUGAGGGGCUUGUGAGGGAACUAUGGGUUGGGGUUGUUUAUUUUCUAUUCUUCGUAUCAAAUAAAGUUCCUUUUUUUUUUUUGUACCAGCUG
This is a messenger RNA of Podarcis lilfordi (Lilford's wall lizard), 28157 nucleotides long. Lineage: Eukaryota; Metazoa; Chordata; Lepidosauria; Squamata; Lacertidae. The record is from the annotation of a GenBank genome assembly.